GGUGAACUCACGUUUGGUUUUUUAUUCUGUUGAGAAGUUAAAUGUCGCGACUGAGUGCGAAAACAUUCUGACACGAGAAAUAGUAUUUAUUUACGUGUAACGACGACGUAGAACGAGGAGUUUCUAAAGGUGCACAGUGAUGGAGUUUCCUGAAGACUUUAAUCAGCUGGAGCUUCUGAACACCCACGGACACGUUAUACCCCGUGGGGCCAGCAGUCUGUGGACUGGAAGCAAGGAGGAGGAAGAGGAGGAGGAGGAGGAAGGGGACCGCAGCGAGGAGUGGUAUCUGGAAAAGGAGGAAGCUCUCAUAGACAAACCAGUGGAGCUCAUUCUGUGGGCAGCAGAAAACAAUCGUCUCUCAACAGUCCAUCGGUUGUUAACAGCUGAUCCUUUGCUGGUGCACUGCUGCGAUGAGGACGGUUACACUCCCCUGCACCGCGCCGCGUACAGCGGCCACAUUGACGCUGUUUCUGCUUUACUUGCCGCUGGCUCAAAGGUCAAUCCCCGCACCAUCGAUGGCUGGACGCCCCUUCACAGCGCCUGCCGCUGGAGCCGCGUCACUGUGGUGAGUUUCCUCCUGCAGCACGGAGCUGAAUUGAAUGCUCAGACCAAUGGUGGGCUCACACCGCUACACCUGGCUGCUUCCCACAACAGCUCCUCAAGGACAGACUCUGCCCAGACCUUAGAGCUGCUCCUCUCCCAGCGACACCUAAAGUCGGCGCUCCGCAGCAGCACAGGGGAGGCGGCUGGCGAGGUGGCCCGACGUAGUGGACCGCACUAUUUCCUGUUUGAGAUGGUAGAAGACUGUAUCAAUGUGGUACCAGACUCAUGAACAAAUAGAGCUGCUCACAAAUCCUCCACAUUUACACAUAUGUGUUUCCAACCUGGACAGCAGGUACGUUACCAGUUCGUUUGCAAUGUAUUAGUUGAUGAAUCAUUUCAUCUAAUAUAUGUCUAAUUUAGGGAUGCGCCGAAAUUAAAAUUGUUGGCCCUAACCCUAACCAAAUAAACGAACAGAUGUGAAAUACUUGGCCGAAGGUUGAAUGACUGAACAAAAAGUACAAUUUAUAAAUAUUUAAAAAUAUUUUUUUUUACAUUCCAACAGACAUUAUACCAUCAACGUACAAUAUGACUUAAUAUAAAUAAAUACUUUUAUUUGUUGUUGAUAUCCACAAUAGCAACAGGUAAUAAUAUUAUUAUUAAUAAUAAUAAUGCUGAUAAUAAUAAUUGUGGACAACAGUCCAGAACCAAAGGAUAAUCUGUUUAUUUUUACAUAUAUCACGUAAUAAUUUGACUGAACAAGCUGAACCCAGCGACCAAAGCGUUGCUGAUGUUCAUGGUCGUCAUGACGAAUUAAUGCCUUUUCUUUGGAGCCAUGUUGUCCUUUAUCCUUGAUCCUAAAUGAAAAUCAGAUCCACGCAAGCUCGUCUCUUCGGCCGUCGUGGGGUUCACGCUGCCCUGUGCUGACAAUUUAUUGUCUAGAACUAAUAGUUAAUGAGAAACUCUUUUAAUUAUGAUUACCAGGAGCACUAUCAUUACUAUUUCUUUUCAUGUCUACCUGGAACCUGCAUUGUGUGAUACGUUAUCCUUCCUACUGAAAUGUUCUGUUUUAGACAGAGAGAUGGAGUUAAUGUUUUGUGGGUCACCACAGGUGCACUGACACACUGUGAGUGUUUAUGUACAAUGAUACUUGGCCUCAUGGGUUCUGUAAACAUCCUAACUUGAAAGCUGAUUUUCAUCAUCCAUUCACUUGGCUGCUUGGAUAAGUUUUUCUUGUCAGGGAAACAACAGCGUGCUGGUCCAAAGACAGCUCGGUCUGCAUACUACCAGUAUGGGCUGGUUGUGAUUUACACUUGCACAAAUUGUUGCCCAUUGCACAAACAUGGUGACAAGGCACUGCAGUCCAUAUCAAGACAAAGGCAAAGAUAAUAUACUCAAUUUGUUUACUCUUUUCCAGAGGCAUGGUGAUUCUUAGCUGUUUAUUUUGACUCCUAAUGCAUUGAGUUCUCAAACCCCAAGUCUGCAAAAUGGAAUUAUUAUCACCCAACGUCCUAUUACUCAGUGCAAGAUUGCAGUAUCAACUUCAGAGGGUUUUUUUCUAGACAGCAAAAGUCGGGUUAAUGGAGGGUAGGUGCAAACAAUACAAGUUUCAUGUCAUGGUAUUACACAUAAAAACAUUCUGUUGACAUGGUGCUCAGUCCCAUCAUUUUCUUUCAUUUGUCAUUUCUUAGAAAAUAAAACAAAUUCUUCUGUCAGUGUGUCUUUCCUGUAUAAUUCCGAGAGGUGGAUGACCUGGGAUCAUACAGGAGAGUAUCAAUUAGUUUUCACCUACCUGCAAUUAAAGAUGCAGUUUAAACGAUCUGUUCAUGAGAGAAAGCUUCAUCUGGAUCAGAUUUGAAUACAAAGCCGUCAAGUAGCUAGAAGAGGCUGCAGGCGAUGAGGAAACUUGUAGGUCAUCUCUAGAGCCAAUUUUAAUUUUGUCCGUUCUAGGCUAAUGUAGAAUCAUGGUGAUGCAAUGUGGUAGACUCCAGGGAAGAAGACCCGCUUCCUAUGCAGCCAUGAAGGGCUCAUUCAAAGCUAAUGACAACACAAAGCGAUUCACAUUUAUGUUUGGCCUGUAAAUCUAGCAACAUUUUGAUGGAAGGCUGUUUCUCGUGUGCAGCAGGGAACAGUGCUUCUCUUCCCUCCGUUCCCAGCACAUUGGUGGGGCUCUUAAAUCACACAAAUCUUACCUGCCUCGUUCUGUGGCGGAUGAGACGCUGCAGAGGUGGCAGAGAAGCUGCUUCUGUAAAGCGACAGCUUGAAAUCUACCCACGUCCUACAUCUACUGCGUGUGCUUCCAAUCAUGCACACUCUCCUCUAGCUCUCUUUUUGUGACGACCAAUUUUACUCUUGAGAGAGAGAGGACAUAUUGUGUUUGAAGAUGAUAAACAUUUUUCCUAACAUCUUCGAAGGGAGUUGGAAUUUGUGGUUUUGGGCUAGAUAAUACAUUAUUUUAAUGAAAGACCUAUUAACUCAGUACAAUAACACUUUUUCAACAGACUCCUGCAUCAGUUGUUUUGGGUUUAAACGCACGACUGACACAAUACCACUUUAUAAAGCUAUUUACGCAAAACGUAUAGGUUUUAUUUCUAAAAAACAGCUGCUGGAUGCAUCCAGAAACAGAGUGGUGAGAGUGAAACGGGCCAUAAAACCGAAGCUGAAUAUGGUCUAAAAUUCUCAGCAGCAAAGAAGGACACUUCAGAGUUGAGUGCUAAUGAUGGGUUCAUAACUAUGACUAACUCCUUUCAAAUUAGACAUUAUUUUUUAUUUGCGUUGCUAUUACAAAAUAUUGAUUAGCGCAGCUUCAACAAGGUUGCAAAGUACAACACAAAAGCUAUGAUCUCAGGAAAGCAGAGCAACAUGACUCAAACAAAAGAUGGAAACUUAAUAACCAAAUACACAUGUAUACUGUUAAAAAAAAAAAAUGUUAUGAACGCACUGAAUAAAAAAGCAGAAUCUACACAGAGAGCUAUCUUCACAAAUCUUUUUUCAAGGCUUCAGAUGUCUCACUGAAAAGGUUGGUGAGGCAAUGAGGUGCUCUAGUAUUUUUGCAAUUAUUUACUUUGGGUUAAAUGAUCGAAAAGGGGUUUAACAUUUAAUCAGCAAGGCAGCUGGUGAUCCUGUGCCCCAACACUCUUCCACCCUCCUCACUCCUCACCAAUAAAUCUUAGUUAUUCUAGGUCCCACUCCAUCGGGUCUUUGAGUUUGUCACCUGCAGCUCCAGACACCGUAAGUAAGGACGCCACAAAAUACAGACUAGCACGAGGAGUUCAGAUGCCCAGUCAGGGCAGAGUGAAGCCAGUGAAGUCGUUACUCUCCCAUCACAGCUACGUGUAGCUCCUCGGUUGAUUCUGUCACUCGGUGCAUGUAGAAACAUGAUCCAAAUUAGUCAACGAUUCCUUUUCCAGAAAAACAGCUUUCUUCGUAUCCUUUCAUUUUUGUUUUUUUUCUCAGUUAAUUAUAUAUAUUUUUCUUUUUUAAUCAAAACAACAAUCACAGCAUAGGCGUCAUUAGAGUGUCUACACUUUUACACAGCUCACUGAAAUGAUCUGAAUGUGAUUAGGGCGAUGAAGGAAAUUAAGAAUGAAUUAUAUAAUAUAAAAGCAACAGUUUGCAGCUCUUGUACCUGUGUGUGAUAGUUAGUUUGUUAGUAUUUUUAGAAAGUCUUUGUAGCGUGUAACACUGUCUAAUAUACAAACUGUUGAUAAAUCCUGGCCAACAAACCCUUUUGUCCGUGAUAUGAGGAAAAUAUUAUUCGCCUUGCAGUUCCUUUCUCAAAAAGUAAUAAUCUCAAAUUACAAUGUGCUUGGUGUCAUAGAUUAUAGAUUUAGUCGUUUACAAUACAAGCUAUUAUGUUGUUUGUUCCUAAUGAAAUGUGACAGGGAUAAGUCCAAGGUUAAUACUAACACCAACGAGCACCUUCAGAGUUUACAAAUUAGCAUGUUGAAUAACCUUGUACUGAAUAUCCAUACAAUUCGUAAGUACAAUUUCCCCCAUUAUGAGCAUCACUGAAUAUUUCUGUACAUGUUUCUAUCAAGUUUCAGAAUGAACAACAAAUAUGAAAAUGUGUCUGUGCUUUAACAAUGACAAAGCUACGUGAUGAUUAUUCCAUUUGUGCCUUUUGUCUAAAUGAUAUAUGAACAGCAGUGGAAUAAAUAAACUAUAGAUACAAGUCAAACAAA
This is a messenger RNA of Scophthalmus maximus (turbot), 4724 nucleotides long. It is a transcript of the gene ankrd49, whose product is annotated as ankyrin repeat domain 49. Lineage: Eukaryota; Metazoa; Chordata; Actinopteri; Pleuronectiformes; Scophthalmidae. Gene Ontology annotation, molecular function: protein binding. The record is from RefSeq and is a predicted model, not a curated record. The transcript is spliced from 3 exons. Bases 140 to 832 code for a protein of 230 amino acids.